UAGAAAAAAAAACCAAAUAAACAUUGGAAAAUUAUUAGUCAAAUAAACCUGGUUUUAUUGUUUUUUUACAAUUAAUUGUUAUUAAUUUAAAGGCUGCGGUUGAACCACAUACUAGCAAUGUACCUAUUUACAAAAUUACCGAAGAGAUCAUUAAAACAAAGUUAUAAUUUCCUUAAGCGUUUAUAUAGUGAAAAAUGUUUAAGCACCAAAAAUGAGAAAAACGAUUCUCUAAUGGAAAAAUUUGAAAAAAUAUUAAUAUACAAUACUGUUAUUGAAGCCAACAGACUUCACUUUGGGUACCACACAAAUCAACAAAUAUUGAUGGCGAGAGCUAAAAAAGAAGAGGAAUUACAAAAGGCCCUUCAAACUAUACAGCCUUUACCACUUACAUUAAAAUUAUUUACUGAACAUGAAAAAAGUGAUAAGCUUUCAAGUCAGGGAAAUACAAGAGCAACAACAGAAGAACCAAGUCAAAAUGCUAUUCCCACAACCUUUCCAUACACAUUAAAUAAUACAACAUUUCAAAAAACUGAGGACUAUAAAAUUAACUCUACUGCAGAACCAGUCAAAGAUAUCAAAAGUGAAAUAAUCAAUAAAAAAAAGUUCUUAGAUGAAAGUAGUGAAAAUUGGAUGACACAUUAUGAAAAUUAUGAAAAUGAUUUGGAAUGUGGUGAAGAAAAUGCCAUGAGCCAUGGUGAUAUUAACUAUGGGACUCCAGACAAAAAGUGCCCUGCAAGUUCAGUACCUUGUGGGGGAUGUGGAGCAUAUUUACAUUGUCAAGAUAUCUCAAUUCCGGGCUACAUCCCUUCUGAAUUAUUUAAAAACUCCAGGAAACCAGGCGGAGCAACCCUUAGCUCUAUCUUAUGUCAACGAUGCCAUUUUCUGCAGCAAUAUAAUAUUGCAUUACAAACGCGGGUAACUCCAGAAGAUUAUUUGUCAGUAAUACAAUCGAUUCCAUUUGAAACAUCGUUGAUUAUUUUAAUGGUGGAUUUGAGCGAUUUUCCUUGUUCGAUCUGGCCCGGGUUAGCAGAUAUUUUCGGUAUGAAAUCCUCCUUAGUGGUUGUGGGGAAUAAAGUUGACCUAAUACCUAAGGACGAUAAGAAAUACUUACAUCGAAUAAAGUCUAGUUUAGUACGUAAUUUGAAAAUAAAUGGCUUUGGAAGUGCUAAUAUAAAACAUGUAGAACUGAUUUCAGCUAAAACAGGUUAUGGUGUGGAAAGCCUUAUUACUGCACUCAAUAAGGUUUGGUCAAAGAAAGGGGACGUUUAUUUGGUCGGAUGCACUAACGUUGGAAAGUCUUCACUUUUCAAUCAACUAAUAAGGUCAGAUUUUUGUAAAUCACAAGCAGAAAAUUUUCUUUUACGAGCUACGACCAGUCCUUGGCCCGGAACGACUUUGAACCUAUUGAAAUUUCCAAUUACAAGAUUUUCUGGAUUUAGAUUAUAUAUGAGGCAUCAAAGGAUAAUGGAGUUAGCUAAACUAGAAAAAGAAGAAAGGAAAUUGAAAGACGAUGAAUUAAGAUUGAGUAAUAAGGGAGCAGAUGCAACCUUGGUAGGAAGGGUGGAAAGGUCGUUUACUCAUAAGGAUCUGACAAAGGAAAAUGAUGACAUGGCCAUGGAUUUGUUUGCAAAUUAUGGUUCUGCUGACUUAUUGGGAAAAAGUAAACUGGGUAUCAACCCAAACAUGCCAGACUAUGUUCAUGGGAAAUGGUGCUAUGACACGCCCGGUGUCCUUCAUCCUGACCAGAUAUUGCAUCUAUUAACUUUAGAUGAAUUGAGGUUAACAUUACCAGAGGAGAUUAUUCGACCCGAAACGUUUAGAAUAAAACCAGGUAUGACCAUGUUCAUAGCAGGAUUAGCCCGCUUGGAUUACGUUAGUGGGGCAAAGGUAAUCAGGUUGACGGUUUUCAGAUCAAACAAACUCCCUAUUACAGUCUGUGAAACCCAGCAGGCCGAUUAUAUAUACGAAGAACUUUUAGGAAGUGAACUAUUUACUGUUCCUAUUUUCAACGAUGACAUCGAGAGGCAGCAGAAAUGGCCGGGCUUGGAACUGUCAAAAAACUUUAAAAUUACUGGCAAAGACAUAGAGGAAAGCAGUUAUGAUGUAGUCUUGUCAAACGCAGGUUGGAUAGCUAUUAAUUGUGAUCUCUCCGAAUACGAAUUUAACGCAUGGACUCCAGAAAAACGAGGUGUCCAUAUCAGAGAGAGUUUGUUGCCAAAAGCCGUUAAACUCCGAGGCGCACCCAUCAGAGCAAGUGUCGCCUAUAAAAGACACAAAUUUAUUUAAUAUAAAAGCAGUUAAUUGUU
This is a messenger RNA of Anthonomus grandis grandis, 2306 nucleotides long. Its product is annotated as nitric oxide-associated protein 1. The coding region runs from base 118 to 2286 and encodes 722 amino acids. Lineage: Eukaryota; Metazoa; Arthropoda; Insecta; Coleoptera; Curculionidae. Gene Ontology annotation, molecular function: GTP binding. The record is from RefSeq and is a predicted model, not a curated record. The transcript is spliced from 5 exons.